ACAUAGUACAACUUGUCAAACAACAUGUGAUGUACUAAACGAAAAAGUUUCAGUUGCAUUAUGAAUUAUGAUUAUUUACCUUUUUUUUGGGCGGUAAAUUCUAUUUAUUUCGUAAUUAUAUUGAAAUGAGUGUUAAUAAGAUACUAAAUUAAAAAAAAAAUUUAGUAUGUAUUAAGACACUGGACUGAGGAAACUUAUAUCAAAUACUUUAAAGGUUUGUUGAAAUAUAAUACUUUUCGAUGACAUUGAAAAGAAGUGUGUACAUGAAGUCACAUAUAUAUACAUACAUACAUUGCAUUGAAUUUAAAGCAGUGUGAAGAAAUUAUUCAUAUUGAAAACCUGUAGUUUAACUUUUUAAAUUAAUAUUUUUUUCAAUAUGAUAGAAUCAAUGACAUUAGAACUUAGACCCAGGCUUCAAAUAUGCAAUGCUUUCAUUCAUUUAAAUAAAGAAGUAAAUUUAACAGCAGUUAAAGUAAAGCUAUCAAAAGAAAAUAUAGAAAUAACUAUAGAAAACAAGACAGUAAUAUUUUUAAUGAAAUUCAUAAAAUUAAUACCAGAUUCAUUAUCAGCAUUAGAUGUUACAAAAAAUUGGAUUUGUUUUCGUGCACAAACAAUGUCUGAUCCUCUCCUUGGCUCUUUCAAAACACAAAUAAUUUCAAAUUUAACAUUCAAUACUAAUUCAUUAAACAAUUCUAUUAAAAAUACUGAAUUAUUUAAUACAGGUAAAUGUCAUAUAAUGUGUACUUUUUGUAAAAACAUUCUUUCUAAGGACAUGUAUAUUAAAAGGAUUUUACCUGUACCAGAUAUGAAUUGUGAUCCAAGUGAAUGGUUUUGUUGUAAACACAAUCACAGUAGUAUUAAUAUGUAUAAUUUAAUUCCCUUAGAAUCUGAUAUUUUUUAUGGGUCAUUUUUCUUCAUCAUUCAUGCAAGUUUAUUUAAUCAUAAUUUAAAAGUAGAGGAAAAUGUCGUGAUUUGUAGUAAGUGUUUACAUUAUUUAGGAAAAAUUCAUACAGAUAAUUCAUUUAAAUUAUGGAAUUGUAGUGUAGAUUACAAUUCAUUAAGUAACUCAACAAUAAAGAAUGCAACAGAUCCUUUUAAUGAUUUUUUACUUGCUAUUAAAACUUCAAUGACUGGUAUACUUGGUGAAGAGAUAAUUUUGCAAUACUUUAUGGGAAAAGAAACUCAUUCUCUCACUAUAAAACCAAUGGAUUGGCAUUUAAAUUUAAUGAUUGAGCCUAAGGAUAUUUUAUGCAAUAAUAUUGUAACUUUACAAAGAGCAUCAGUUGUUAAAGUAUUAUACAAAUAUGAAACAAAUAAAAAUACUCCUGAUUCUGUAAAUAAAACAUAUUGUGAAGUAAGUUUUUUAGUAAUAAAGGCAGGUUUGGAACAUCUAUUAACAUCAACAAAACGAUUUCCACAAGUUUAUAGAACUGCAAUUGAUUACAAUGUCGGAUAUAUAUGUUUAGACAAUUUUAUAGACAAUACUUGAUCAUAUUUUUCUACUUUUAGAAUAUUGAAAAUUGUAAUUUUUGCAUAGCUAAUUCUUAUAUAUUUUUAAUUUAUUUUUAAGUGA
Molecule: messenger RNA, 1573 nt
Organism: Frieseomelitta varia
Lineage: Eukaryota; Metazoa; Arthropoda; Insecta; Hymenoptera; Apidae
Exons: 3
Coding region: 377-1489 (370 amino acids)
Biological process (GO): protein autoubiquitination; protein polyubiquitination; proteasome-mediated ubiquitin-dependent protein catabolic process
Cellular component (GO): ubiquitin ligase complex; cytosol; nucleus
Molecular function (GO): ubiquitin protein ligase activity; ubiquitin conjugating enzyme binding; cyclin binding
Source: RefSeq, a predicted model, not a curated record